Capsella rubella is the source of this 1905-nucleotide messenger RNA. RefSeq names its product F-box/FBD/LRR-repeat protein At1g51370. The transcript is spliced from 4 exons. Gene Ontology annotation, molecular function: protein binding. NCBI's taxonomy places the organism in Eukaryota, Viridiplantae, Streptophyta, Magnoliopsida, Brassicales, Brassicaceae. The coding region runs from base 339 to 1667 and encodes 442 amino acids. The record is from RefSeq and is a predicted model, not a curated record.
UUUUUUUUUUUUUCUUCUUCUUCUUCUUCUUCUUCUUCUUAUAUUGUUGUUUAAUUUGAUUCUUAGUCAUCUUUGGUUGCAUACUUGCAUGUGGUUAAUAUAUCAAUUCUUCUUCUUAUUAUUAUUAGUAUAUUGUUGCUUGGUUCUUAUUCAUUCCAUAAAACCCCUUGCAUGUGAUUUUAGUUCAUCUUGAUCAUAUUGAUGUAUGGCUUGCAUAGGGUUCAUUCGAAAAUUUGUGAAUUUUGGGUAGCUGUGAGUGCAAUUUUAUCUCUUGGUUUGAUGUAAGCUCGUGUCUUAAAUUUGACUCCAACUAUGGUUCUUUCUGUGAUUAUAGUUGGAUGGGUAGUGUGAAGAAACCCAAACUAUGUGACAAAGUGUCGCAUGGAGCAGAUAGGAUAAGCAACUUACCGGAACCUUUGAUGUUAGAAAUACUUGCUCGUCUUCCGACAAAGUAUGCUGUCAGAACAACUACUUUGUCUUCCAAGUGGAGAAAAAUCUGGCCAUCGCUUCCAGAGCUGGACUUAAGCACUCUCGAUUUCAAAAAUUUGGAGGCUUUUGUGAGUUUCGUCGAAAGGUUUUUCAAUUCAAACAUGGAGUCCAUAGGCAAACUCAAGUUAGUUAUCUAUGAUCCUUAUGAUAAGAUUAAGGCUACUGCCACCCGGUGGAUUGAUGUUGUGACUAGUCGUAGGAAUAUUCAGCAUAUAGAGUUUGUUUAUAACACUAACUACCUUCGCAAUGAUAAGAUACCAGUCCAGAGCAUAUAUACAUGCGAGACACUGGUACACUUAAAACUCUGUGGAGUCAGCUUAUUCAAUGCCGAGGUUGUUUCCUUACCUUGUCUAAGGGUCAUCCAUUUAGAAUCAGCUGAGUAUCGCAAUGAGUCCACUUUGGAGAAACUGAUCUCAGUCUCCCCAGUUCUAGAAGAUUUAACGGUCAUCUCAACCUUUAAUGAAAAUCGUUUUCAUGAAAAUGUUUUACAAGUGCGCUCUCAGACGGUAAAGAGAAUCCACAUGGGUCAUAUUCGAGUUGUGAUUGAUGCUCCACUACUCCAGCACUUGAUCAUUGAUACUGGCUCAGAAAAGCACUUUGAGGUCAUCAAUUUGGGGCUCUCUACGAAACUACAUAUUUAUGAUGACGUAGGCAAUGAGGUCUAUAAUUAUGUUUUCAUUCAUGACAUCCUCACUGAUAUAGCAAAGGUCAGAGACCUUGUUGUUAGUAAUGGUUGUUUUUGGAAGAAUCUCUUGCGAUACUCCAACUUGGGACCGGUGCUUCAGUUUCGUAACUUGUGCCACUUGAAUGCAAGAUUUCCUAUAUCUGAUCUUGAAAUGUUACCAACCAUUCUUGAGAGCUGCCCAAAACUUGAAUCUUUCACAUUGGAAUUGGUCAAGAACCGAUACACGCGUGGUGAGAAGAAGAAAGAUCCAAAGGUGAUGUUUUCGACAGUGCCUCAGUGUUUAGUUACAUCGCUCAAGUUUGUGGAACUGAGACGCGGGAUCACAAGGUAUGAAGGAGAAAUAGAGCUAAUAAGAUACUUGCUGAAGAAUUCAAAAAUCCUGGAGAAACUUAGGCUUGAUGUUUACUAUACACAAAAGACAAAGUAUGACUUCCUUAAAGAAGUCGUUGCAAUUCCAAGAUGCUCUAACGCUUGUGAAGUCCUUGUUCUUUAGGAAGUUAUCAAAGGUCAGAGGAAAUGAGUCCCUUUCAAGGUUUCUAUGUCAAUGCAGUUGUCUAUAAUGAGAGUUAUGUCACAGAAAUGAAGCUAGAGUAAUGUAAACUUGGGAAAUCGACUAGAAAACUCACUCUAGGUUUGUGAAAUUUGUAACUGCAUUUUUAUUUUAUUUUAAUUAUGUCCCUAAAACAUUGAAGAUGUUUGAGUGUACUGGUAUAUUUAUGAUUUUCUUGGUA